AAAGUAUGACGUGUAAAUAAUUUCUGUUUAGAAAGAUGCGAUUUCUUCAACCAGCAAACUUGUCCAGGACAGACUUUCUGCUUCGACGGCUACUGCCAACCUGGUGCCCCUACCGUUUACAACUGCUACUGUCAGAAUGACUGUCCAUGCUACACCGUAUGCAGAUACGGUGUUUGCUGGAGACCGUGGAAUCCGUACGGUAAUCGAACUCAUCAACCGAACUCCCAGUUGUCGCUUCGAUAGCGAGUGUUCGGCAGAUUACCGCUGCAUUAAGCAGCACUGUCAAAAGAAACUUUCCUGUUGUCGCCCCGGCCACUCGUCGAAAGCAAUGGAAGCGAACCCGCUGAUUUGUGCGGCAGACGCUGUGCUGAGCAUAUGUCCGAAAAGCCAUCAAUGCAACGCAAAAUCGAACGUAUGCUGCAGCGCAAAGCGAGUGCUGAAAGUCGGCGAUCCAUGCAUAAUACCAGAUGCAGAAUGUGGCGAUGCGAAUGCUCACUGCACCGAAGGCAGCUGCCAGUGCAAACGCCCGUUUGUACAGUACAACAAUACGUGUGGCCGCCUCGCCGUUGGGUUGAACAAGCCCUGUGGCCCGUCGUUGCCGUGCAGGACGGCAUUCGCGCAGUGCACAAAAGGCAAAUGCACCUGUGUGGAGGGCUUCGAUGCUAAGGACAGAAAAUGCGUGGCGAAAACAUACGGCUGCACAUUCGGAUAUCCGGUCCUGAGUGAGGGUCGAAUAGCUGAAUGUUCUAUGAAGUCCACUGACCUAGAGGAAGAGGCCGCAACGCUUGGAGUCGUUCUGCAAGGCGACUUCACCGUUAACAUGGACGACUGUCCCGAGGGCGCCUACUGCGUCCCCAUGCAAGCAGUGACGCGAACCUCUUCGUUAGUGAGAGGUAUCUGUUGCCCAGAACCCAUUCAGCGUUGUCCCAUGGGGGAGGAGUACAAAAGCGGGAGCGAAGAGGACAGCCUCCUACCGUGCAACAAGACAUGUCCUCGAAAAACUCAUUUCUGUUUCUCGGACCCGGCAUUUGGCAGUUCUCAGGAGAUCUGCUGCCCCCACUCUUGCCCGCAUGGCCGAGUCUAUUCAAAUGGGCAGUGCAUAAUUUCAAGAAGAAUUGGGGAUGCAUGUACAGAAGACAGUGACUGUUUGGUUACCAAUGCCAAAUGUAUGCCGUAUGAGAAAGGUAAGAAAUACUGUACAAUCAGAGAUUUUUGCUCUGAACGUCCAAGUACCAUAUCUUGAAA
Messenger RNA from Soboliphyme baturini, 1245 nucleotides. NCBI's taxonomy places the organism in Eukaryota, Metazoa, Nematoda, Enoplea, Dioctophymatida, Soboliphymatidae. The record is from the annotation of a GenBank genome assembly.